Molecule: messenger RNA, 3115 nt
Organism: Branchiostoma floridae (Florida lancelet)
Lineage: Eukaryota; Metazoa; Chordata; Leptocardii; Amphioxiformes; Branchiostomatidae
Product: protein adenylyltransferase FICD-like
Exons: 3
Coding region: 48-1487 (479 amino acids)
Molecular function (GO): protein binding
Source: RefSeq, a predicted model, not a curated record
CCUACAGAUGAAAGGUUUGGUAGUGUCCACAGCAAUGUUGCAACAAUAUGGCUGCCGAAGGUAAAUGUGGCAAAAAGGUCAAACUUGUGGCAAAAAUUUCAGCCUUAUUACAGAAAAAUUCCAACGAUAGACAACCCGACGACAUCAUGUGGUCGAGACUUAGUAUCAUCUUGAUCUUCUUGUGUGGUUUUGUCUUCGCUUUCUUCGUCACAACCAUUCCGGGACCGCAUUUUCUGUGGCUAACGUUUCGGAGGAUUCCUUUGGCCGGUAGUUUGAAUUUCGGCGAAGAGGAGGGGAGUUCACAGCCUGUUAUGAUGCCAACAGGUUUGGAUUUACCUACGGAACAUGGAAAGGCGAGGGCAGACUAUCCACUCACACUACCAGCACAACUACAGUCUAAAUCCACACAGAAAACAGAUACCAGCGGAGAAGUGGCCGCGUCGCUCCACCUAGCAAAGGAGAUGAGAUCGCACGGCAAGCGUGACAAGGCCACCAAGCUGUACCUACAUGCGCUGGCUCUGGAACCUCACAACGUGGAGGUGCUGACAGAGUACGGGGAGUUCCUAGAAGAGGAGCACAACUACAUGGAAGCAGACCACAUGUACACUAAAGCCCUGACUGUUCACCCUGGCCACACACAGGCCCUCACCAACCGCCUGCGUACGCUGCCACAAGUCAUGGAAUACGAGAGACGGUACUUCACGACCAUCGACAAGAAGAGGGACCUCCUCAUCCAAGUCCCUCUCAACAGUGCAGCCCUCCGUCGCAUCAAACAGGAGUCCUACUACUUCUACAUCUACCACACCAACGCCAUCGAGGGCAACACUCUCUCCCUCGGGCAGACCAGGGCUAUACUGGAAACGAGGAUGGCGGUUGGCGGGAAGAGUAUCGUGGAGCACAACGAAGUUAUCGGUAUGGAUGAGGCCAUGAAAUACCUCAACAACACCCUUAUGGAUAGGAUUGGUGCCAUCAGGAUAGAAGACAUCAUGGAGAUACAUCGCAGAGUGUUGGGACACUGUAGCCCGCUGGACGCGGGACACUACCGCAGGACGCAGGUCUACGUCGGCAGGCACAUUCCGCCGCAUCCUAUCGAAGUCGAGAACAAGAUGGUGGAGUUCAACGAGUGGUUGAACUCGGAGGAGGCGCUGAGCUUGCACCCGAUCCAGUACGCCGCCAUCGCGCACUACAAGCUCGUGUUUAUCCACCCGUUCGUGGACGGGAACGGUAGGACAGCGCGGUUACUCAUGAACCUCAUCCUCAUGCAGGCGGGGUUCCCCCCGGUUACGAUAAAGCUAGAGGAAAGACACGAGUAUUACGAAGCAUUGGUCAAAGCGAACGAAGGCGACGUCCGACCUUUCGUGCAAUUUGUGGCCAAAUGCACAGAGAGGACCUUGGACGAGUACCUUUACGCUGUAGAAGAAAACCCCACCAAAGACUGGCCACAUCUAUCUAGUCUUGAUGACGGAAAAGUCAUCAUUAUAAACUGAGGACUCCAUAAGUACAUGGAAAAUCAUUCUUGCCAUUUUCAGUAAUCGGAAGCUCCUCAGUUGAACUGACUUGUGUAUGGAAUAUAUUUAGUGCCAAAUAUCCAAUGCAACAGAGGCUUUUUGUAAAUUCCACUUCUCUAUCUUUUAUCAAGUGAUGAGUACUGUAAAUUCAGCAUUUUUUGUUUGGGGGAGUGCUGAUUUGCAGAUUUCUACAUGGAACAGAUUCUCUUAUGCCAGGGUUAUUGUUCUAGGCACACGAAAGCAAUCUCACUGGCAACCUGGCACAUGUUGAAAAUUGCAAAUCUGUUCCCCCAGCCCGUACCCCCCUCCCACAAGAAAAAAUGCCAGCAUUACUGGUCUUCAAAGUAAGCUGGUUGUAAAAGGGUCAAUGGAAACUUCUCAGUUCUGCCCUUCCAGAAUGUUUUGAAAUCUAGCACUAUUGACUUUAUUUUCUUUCCAAUAGACAUACACUAUACAACAAAGAACAAGGUAACGUCUGUAACGUGUUAAAGGCAAUUCCCUCUUGACAGCUGGAUGAAAAUCAGCGAUUAACUUCUGGACACCAAAAAGUAGUUAUUCAAGCAACUGGAUAUGGUUUUGGAAACGGUCAGACGUUUCGGAUAGUAUCCACUAUCCUUCGUCAGUGACACUGAAGUGAUCUGGAAGAAACAGGUCUUUUAUACCCUAACUAUGAAUGAAGACAGAUGUCCAAUCGGAGACAUUGUAAGACAAGUCAAGCUGAAGACAAUUUGGAUUCCAACAGCAAAACAAAGGUAAGGCAAAGUUGAGCUAAAGACAAUUUAGAUUUCAAUGGGAAACAAAGCUAAGACAGUUGAAAGAACACAGUUUCCAAAAUCAUAUCCAGUUGCUUUAACAACUAAUUUUUGGCGUAUCUCAUUACCUGGAUGUCUAACCUACAUCAACAUAACUUCUGGACAUUUUAUUGACUUUCAAUCCAUCACCCUUCUUCAGUGUCGUAGUAACAGUGAAGUAGAGUGAUGGAUGUCACUCAAAAUAUCUGGAAGUGGAUCUCUGGAUUUUAUCCAGUUGUAAAGAUUGAACUAACCUACAUAAAUAUAAUGACAGUAUGGUGUUGGGAAUUUCAGUCUUGUUUCAGAAUGAAAUGAGUCUGUAUGGGGGGAUCUUGGCAGUGCUUAACUGUAAAUUAAGGAGGGUCAGCAAUGCUUAACAGUAAAUUCAUGAAGACUGUGAACACUUUAGGUCUCACCAAGAUAUUCCCAUUCUUUAAAGAUUUUAAUCCCACCCACUAGUUUGAUUUUUAAGUUCUCCUGUUAAAUGUCUUGAAAUUAAUUGAUUUUUGUUGUUGUUUGAAAAUAUGAAACCAUUACAAUACCAAGUUUUAUUGGUAUUUGGAUAUAUACAUUUUCUGGUUACAAUGAAUAAUGACAACUGUAAAAUAAAUUAUUGUCUUAUUUAUGAAUAUGAAAAGAGCUGUAAUAUAUAUAUAUAUAUAUAUAUAUACCUAUAUGAGUGUAUAUAGCCAACAGAUGUACAUUUAUGGAGAGAGUAUCUAUUUGUAUAUAUUAUAUGUUAUUUGUGUCAUGCACUUACAAGGGUAAUGUAACGUUAAUGUUGAAUAAAGAAUACUAUCUGUGCACUGCAAUGUA